Lobosporangium transversale is the source of this 2592-nucleotide messenger RNA. Its product is annotated as muts domain V-domain-containing protein. Bases 1 to 2592 code for a protein of 863 amino acids. The transcript is spliced from 8 exons. Gene Ontology annotation, biological process: mismatch repair. Gene Ontology annotation, cellular component: nucleus. NCBI's taxonomy places the organism in Eukaryota, Fungi, Mortierellomycota, Mortierellomycetes, Mortierellales, Mortierellaceae. The record is from RefSeq and is a predicted model, not a curated record. Gene Ontology annotation, molecular function: ATP binding; mismatched DNA binding; ATP-dependent DNA damage sensor activity.
AUGACAACCACCAUAACGCAACCAGUUGAAUCAAAAGUACGACUAACUCCAUUACGGAAGCAGAUUUUGGAGUUGGAGAAAACUUAUCCUGAUUGUGUAUUACUGGUCAGAGUCGGGGAAUUUUACGAGCUUUACGACCAUAAUGCAGUGGAGUAUGGCCAUCUGUUGGGCCUCAAAGUAGUCUCAAAGGCAUUUGGAGGGCAAGUUGUACCUUUCACUGGUUUUCCAAUACGACAACUUGAUCGUCAUCUUGAGACUCUUGUUGGUAAACAUAAUCUUAAAGUCGCGCUCUGCGAACAAUACCAAGGAGACCAUCAGCAUGGAGGGAGUAGUCGAUCAUUCCGCCGUUCAGUUUAUCGUAUCGUGACUCCAGGAACACUAAUUGAUGAACAAUUUUUGGAUCAAGGCGAAAACAAUUGGCUUUUGGCUGUAGCUACAGAGAAAACAAGUCGCUUCUUAGGGCUUUCCUGGCUUGACCUCUCCACCGGUGACUUCUUCACACAGGAAACUACUUUUGACAGCUUUGGCAAUGAUCUAGCUCGUAUUCGGCCACGUGAAAUCAUCUUAAACUCAAAUCUGCGCAGAGACCCGGAACAUCCGGUACUGCAGACUAUCCAAAAGAUGGGGAAAUUCGUUAUAGACUUUGAGGACAUGCGAAGUGCGGCCCAGAUGGCAGCGCAAGUCGAGAAUGAAAUCCUCAAAGAGGCAGAAGAACAACUUGGCUUCAAUCCACAGUAUCUCAGAUCUUUCUCUAAUCGAGAGCAGUCAGCAUGUUUGUCCAUCUUGAGAUAUGUUAACCAUACACAAAUGGGAAGGCGACCAGUAGUGCAGCAGCCAACCAAAUGGCAAGAUGACUCAAUUAUGAAGAUUGAUAAGAACACAAUCGAGGCGCUAGAAUUGGUCAGAACAUUGAGAGACGCUUCCAGGACAGGAAGCUUGCUCUACCAUCUGGACAAGACAAAGACUAAAGCAGGAUCUCGAUUACUAGCCAGCUGGUUGACUUCACCUUUAACCAACGUUGACAAAAUCAAUAAUCGCUUGGACAUGGUCGAAUUCUUUGGUCAAGAUAGCCACUUAAUCCAUGAUAUUGAGGUCUAUUUGACACAGUGCCGAGAUGCACAACGUGCCAUCCAAAAACUAUCUCUUGGACAGAUCGACCCACAAGAUCUAGUUGCCAUUCGAACUACACUCGAAGCGCUUCAGAAAAUCAAGCUUCGGCUGUCAGAUAAGAUAAUGCUUGAACAAAGUAUUAGAAAGCAUCCUAUCGAACAAAGUCUAAGCAACGCUUCUAUACCAGUCCUCGUCCAGGAAACCGUAGACAAUAUCUGUGGGCUGGAACAUAUCUGCAAAUUGAUUAGAGAUGUGGUGGAUGAAAAUAUGGGACAGCAGAGCCAAGAAUAUGGGUUCAUCAAUCAAGGUGUGAGUCCAACUUUAAACAAUCUUCAUGAUGAGCUUAAAAGCCUGAAGUCCCAAAGAACAAAAUUAUUGGCGUCAUGGACUGAUUAUCUAGGCGGGGCGCGACCGUUUGAAAUCAAGUCGUCCUUUGGAUAUCGACAUGUGGUCGAAAUGAGGAGUACUAUUACUGCGGAGCGCUUGAAGGCUCUCAUGGAAGGACAUGUUGUAGAUGUGUCCCACACAGAGCAGAAGCGGUCCAGAGUGAGAUAUCAAGUACCAGCAUUAUCUCAAAUCAUGGAUGCUAUUGAGAAACUGGAAUUUCAAAUCGUCCAAGAAGAGAAGAGUAUUCUUAGUGCCACGCGCUCAGAAAUUCUAGAGGAGAGUACAGCCAUUGUACAGAACUGCCGAUAUAUCGCACAGUUGGAUGUCCUUGUGUCAUUUGCCAAGAUGAUGCUUGAGCGUCGUUAUGUUCGUCCUACUCUGAACAGCAGGUUAGAAUCGGUUGUUAUCUCGGGUCGUCACCCCGUAGUAGAGCUGGCGCUACAAAGCGAAGGUCGUCAAUUCGUAGAAAAUAACUGCUCGGUUGGUCAGAACGAACUGAUCUGGCUAUUGACUGGCCCCAACAUGGGUGGCAAAAGCACGUUCUUACGUCAGAAUGCCAUUCUGACAAUCAUGGCCCAGAUGGGAAGCUUUGUACCCGCUUUCAGUGCUCGCCUUGGCAUUGUCGAUAAAGUAUUCAGUAGACUUGGGGCAUCUGACAACCUUGCUAACUCGCAGUCAACGUUUAUGGUGGAAAUGUCAGAGACAGCGUCGAUCCUACAGCACGCUACUGAACGAUCACUUGUAAUCAUGGAUGAGGUGGGCCGUGGUACUGCAACCUUGGACGGAUGUGCCAUUGCUUAUGCUACGCUGCAUCACCUUUACCAUGUUAACAGGUGCAGGACCCUGUUUGCAACACAUUAUCAUGAGCUCGCUGAUAUGGUUGAGCCCCUGGAGCGUGUACGAUGCUACCAAACAACGAUAGAAAGGCAAGAUGAUGGAUCAUUUGCUUAUAUCCAUCAGGUUAUUCCAGGAGUAUGCCGCAAGUCCCAUGGAAUUCAUGUAGCACGCUUAGCAGGUAUGCCCACGAGUGUGAUCAAAAUAUCCGAGAAGACAUUACAAUUGCUGCAGGAAGACGAUAAGCAAAUCAAUAAAUAA